AUGUUGCUGUACAACAACAACAAGCAGAAGAAAACACACAAGUCUAAGAUUAAUAGGUUCCUCGUUAGCAUUAGUUUCUUAGGAAGUGCUGGACCCAUUCGUUUUGUUGUUAAAGAAGAUGAAACUGUUUCUAGUGUGAUUGAUUAUGCUCUCAAAUGCUAUGCUCGUGAAGGCAGGCUUCCACUACUCGGUUCUGAUUCUAGCUUUUUCCUUCUCUACUCUCCUUACUAUGCAGUUGAAGCAUUUAAUCCAUGGGGAAAGAUUGGUUCAACCGGAUCAAGAAACUUUGUUCUGUCUAAGAAGUUAGACGCUUCUGUAGACACAACAACAACAAUCCGGAAGACCUCUGGGAAAUGGAAGGCUUGGCUCAACAAGUCUCUAGGACUUAUGGUUCCUUCUCAUUAG
This is a messenger RNA of Eruca vesicaria subsp. sativa (arugula), 405 nucleotides long. The record is from the annotation of a GenBank genome assembly. NCBI's taxonomy places the organism in Eukaryota, Viridiplantae, Streptophyta, Magnoliopsida, Brassicales, Brassicaceae.